CUCACUGUGUUGGGUUGUGUGUUCCAAAAAUCCUUAAGGGGAGACUACUCGAAACUUUUACUACUACUACUACUACUACUACUACUACUACUACUACUACUACUACUACUACUACAGGAUUGAAAAGUAGAGAGGAGGAGGAGGAGGAGGAAAUGUAGAAGAAGAAGUAGAAGAUAGACAGAGAAAAAGAUAGUGAUUUUAAUAGAAAGAAAGAAUGGAAGAAAGAAAGAAAAUAUAAGGAAAAUAUACAUAAAAAAUAUACAUAGAAAAUAUACAUAGAUAAGUUUAAAGGAAAUAUACAUAGAAAAGAUUAAAGGAAAUAUACAUAGAAAAGAUUAAAGAAAAUAUACAUAGAAAAGCUUAAAGAAAAUAUACAUAGAAAAGCUUAAAGAAAAUAUACAUAGAAAAGAUUAAAGAAAAUAUACAUAGGAAAUAUACAUAGAAAACAUUAAAGAAAGAGAAAAGAGAGUGAAAGAAAGAGAAAGAUUGAAAUAAAGAGAGAGAACAGAAGAGAGAAAAAGAGACAGACAGAGAGAAAGAGAAUUAAAAAGAGAGAUAGAACCAUAAAAAGAGAGAGAGAGAGAGAGAGAGAGAGAGAGAGAGAGAGAGAGAGAGAGAGAGAGAGAGAGAGAGAGAGAGAGAGAGAGAGAGAGAGAGAGAGAGAGAGAGAGAGAGAAAUAGCUUACCCAAGGGGAGAAAAUACCCAAAAAAGGAAGAAAUAACGUGAAAAGAAAAAGAAAAGAAGGAAAAGAAUGGAGAAAUAAGAGGAAAAAAAAAUAAUAAAAAUAAUAAUUAGUGUAUAUAUAAAAAAAAUAAUGAAUUAGUAAAGUGUAAAAAAAUACGUAAUAAUAAUAAUAAUAAUAAUAAUAAUAAUAAUAAUAAUAAUAACAAUAAUAAUGAUAAAAUUGUUGAUAUCAUUAAUAAAAACAAAUUAAUAUGAAAAUGAAGCUAAUUGGGACAUAAUCUAUUGUGUGUGUGUGUGUGUGUGUGUGUGUGUGUGUGUGUGUGUUUGUGCCAGCCAUGACCACCACCAUCACCACCUGAUGAUGUGCAGCCAUGUUUGAAAUCACACACAUACGUCGAGGAAGAGGAAGAGGAGGAGGAGGAGGAGGAGGAGGAGGAGGAGGAGGAGGAGGAAGAAAGGCUCUCCUCUCAGUCCUCCUCUUUAUCUUCUUAUCAAUGAUGGCCAAAACCGUCACCACCACCACCACCACCAUCACCACCACCACCACCAUCACCACCAUUGAGGGGGAAACGGAGCCAAAGAAGAAGAAAGAGGAAGAGGAAGAGGAGGAGGAAGAAGAGGAGGAGGAAGACACCUGGAAUGACUACUUAAACACCCUCUUUGACCCCGAAUUUGACCCCACGGUGAGGUCAAAUAUGUCCGCUGUGGCUGGUCAAACUGCUCAUCUUGUGUGUCGUGUUAACAACCUCGGUACAAAGACGGUGUCAUGGAUAAGGCACAGGGACACACACAUCCUGACGGUGGGCUCCUUCACCUACACCAGCGACCAGCGAGUCUCGGCGCUACACCGGGAGGGCACGAACGAGUGGACGCUGCAGAUACGGCAGGCCAGGGCGGCGGACUCUGGCCUUUACGAGUGCCAAGUGUCCACCAAGCCUACGAGGGGUUUCCUGAUACGCCUGAGUGUGCUGGUCCCCCAGGCCGCCAUCCUGCACGCCCCCGAGCUGUACACCCACGCGGGGGGGCCGCUCAACCUGACCUGCGUGGUGGCCCCCAGUCCGCGGCCCCCGGAGUACAUCUUCUGGUACCACGGGGGGCAGGUCAUUAACUACGAGAGUGCGGGCAGCGUGGCGGUCAGCGUGAGCCAGGAGGGGGCGCAGCGCACGGUGUCCACGCUGCUCGUUCAGCGCGCCUCGCUCAGCCACUCCGGCCUGUACGAGUGUGCGCCCUCCAACACUAACCGAACGGCCAUCACCGUGCACGUGUUCAAGGGUGAGCGCAGGGCGGGUGUUGGCGGUGCGGGGCGGGGAGGAAAGGGACAGGCGUAGAAGGGAGGAAGAGAGCGAGGUGUAGGCAGAAAGGUAGACAGGUAGACAGAGGAAUGGAUAGCCAGGCAGGUAAGCAGUGAAGGGAGUGCACGAAAAUGUUACCAGAUGAACACAGAUGAAAAAAACAGGAAACUGACGAAAAAGAGGCGAAGGAAAAGUUACCAAAUGAACACAGAAAAAAAAGACUAGAAAAAUGUUAAAAAGAAAUUGAUGAUAAUUUGACAAGCGUAAAAAAGAAGAAAAAAAAGAAGAAAACAAAGACUAAAAAAAUGAAAAAAAGAAAGUUGAUUAUAAUUUGACAAACGUAGAA
This is a messenger RNA of Eriocheir sinensis (Chinese mitten crab), 2323 nucleotides long. RefSeq names its product zwei Ig domain protein zig-8-like. The record is from RefSeq and is a predicted model, not a curated record. Gene Ontology annotation, biological process: synapse organization. The transcript has 6 exons. Bases 1057 to 2013 code for a protein of 318 amino acids. Lineage: Eukaryota; Metazoa; Arthropoda; Malacostraca; Decapoda; Varunidae. Gene Ontology annotation, cellular component: neuron projection membrane.